Molecule: messenger RNA, 3819 nt
Organism: Rhea pennata
Lineage: Eukaryota; Metazoa; Chordata; Aves; Rheiformes; Rheidae
Product: schlafen family member 13-like
Exons: 4
Coding region: 1-2748 (915 amino acids)
Source: RefSeq, a predicted model, not a curated record
AUGGCUCUUGAAAAGAACCAACAGCAGCAGCCCUCUGUUGAUUUAGCAACAAAGUAUCCUGAAAUAGUUGUGAAAGUAGGAAAAAUAUGUUUUGGUGAAAAAUCAAGGAGAAAGAUAUCAAAAAAGUUAAGACAUGAUCAAAAACACACACUUGCCAGUGCGGUGUGUGCCUUGCUAAACUCUGGAGGAGGCGUGGUAAAAGCAGAAAUUGAAAAUGAAAACUAUAGCUUUGAGAGAGAUGGAAUCGGACUGGAUAUAGAAGAGACUUUUCGGUCACUUCUUCUGUCACCAGACUUGGUAAAAUACCUUGACUUUGAACAGCAAGAUAAUUACCUUUUGAUUUUUAUUAAAACCUGGAGCAGUGAAAAAUCUUCCUUAAACUCUAGCACUGCAAAGCCACGUAUCUGUAGCCUGACUUCUGGAUUGUAUAUAAAAUGUGGUGCUUCUCUGUCCCAUAUGACCCCUACUGAGGCUUUUGGAUUCCUUGAAGAAAAGCAAGCUAAAGCCAGGAGAAGGCUGAGCUCAGGACCAGUUGCUAAAAAAAGGAAGAUACCGGAUGUUGAAGGAAUUAAAUAUACCAUAAACAAUACUGUUGCUGAGUUAUUUAAUAGGGACCAACUGCAGUAUGGAGAGACCUUGAAUUUCACCGAGUCAGAAGAUGUGGAAUUUAAACACUAUUCAACUGAGAAGUUCUUGACUCGUGUUAAAGAGAGUCUACCUCAGUAUAUAUCUGGAUUUGCAAAUGCUAAUGGAGGGUAUUUAUGGAUUGGUGUGGAUGAUGAUAGGAGAGUACAAGGAUUCAGCAGCAGUGAUGAAGACCUUAAAAAUUUAAGCCAAGCAAUCAUUUCUGUUCAAUACAAGUUAACCCUCUUCCAUUUCUGUGAUAAUAAAUUUGAACACAACAUAAUGUAUAAACACAAAAUCCUCAAAGUAUACAAUGAGCUUGGAGAGCACUGUGGAUACGUCUGUGCUGUGAAGAUUGAACCAUUUACUUGUCCCGUAUUUUCAGAAGAUCCAUGUUCAUGGCUUGUGGACAGUGACAGUAUCAAGAGACUGAAAGCGUCUGACUGGGCUGCAUGGAUGACCUCUGCUGAUCCAGAUCUUUCACAGUUUUCUGACACCUUUAAGCUAGAGCUCAGUCUGACAGAAGGGCCGCCGCUUGCCAAACCGGUUUAUUCACAUCAGGGCCUUGAGAGUAUUGAUGAGCUUCAUAAACAACUGUUUCCAGUGAAAUCCAACAGCAUAACAUACACACCAGAAAAACUCAGAGAAGAUCUCCUCCAAGAGUAUCCUGGGUUGGCUAACUUACUAGAAGAACAAUUGAAGGACCUUUCUGAGGGAGUUCUCAUAUUUUCCAGAAGCUGGGCUGUUGAAAUCGGCUUGCCAGACAACCAGUUCGUAAUCUGUGAUGUUCUCCUAAUAGCCAAGGGUAGGCCACCUACCCUCUAUACAGUCUGUGAACCUUCUCAUACUGUGUUUGCCUACUCAAGACGCACAGCCUGGAGGCUGAAGCAGAAAUUAGUCAACACCGGGGGCUAUACCCACAAGCUGUGUGUAAUACCGAAGCUAUUGACUUUGCUUCCAGAAAUUAACUAUGAAAAAGAAUGGGAUCUGGAUAUUCAAGAAAUGUAUCCCCCAAAUUAUGGUGUAAUCAACAGUUACAAUUUGAAUGCCUUGCUGCGUGCUCUUACAGUAGCUUUGCUGAAUUUCCAGUCCUUUUUAAGUGACCGUCUUGGUUCUGAGUUUUUCAACCUCUUGACCAUCAAACAAUACCAGCUACUGUCAGAAAAUCUUCAUAAAACUAAGAAGCUGUAUGUUUAUGGCCUACCAGGCACAGGAAAAACUGUAGUGGCCCUGAAAAUCAUAGAGAAAAUAAGAAAUAUGUUUCUCUGUGAACAAGAAGAGGUUCUUUACAUAUGUGAGAACCAGCCUCUGAGAGAUUUUGUGAAACAGAAAAACAUUUGCCGUGCUGUUACAAGAGUAACAUUUUUGACAAAAAGUUUUGAUAAGGUGAAGCACAUAGUAGUUGAUGAAGCUCAAAAUUUCCAAGGUGGAGAUGGUGACUGGUACAAAAAAGCCCAGGAUCUAACUUCAUCACAACAUCUCUCUCAGCCUGGCAUUCUCUGGAUUUUCUUGGACUACUUACAGACAAGUCACUGCUUCUCAACCGGUCUUCCACCACUACACUGGCAUGAUCCUGUAGAGUCACUAACCAAAGUGGUCCGUAAUGCUAACAGUAUCUACUGCUAUGUAAAAGCAACCAUGGAAGAUAUUGUGGAGAAUUCUAUCUUAGAUAUUCCCAGACAACGUUUAGAAGGGUUAUUAUGUAAAGCCACUUGUGCUCAUGCUGUGCAAGGUUGUGUUAAAAAAGAAAGCAAGCUAGACAGAUAUGAAAUAGCAAAAUAUGUGGUAAAACAUUGUCACAGAUAUCUUCAAAUGGGUUAUGCUGAGAAUGAUAUUGCUAUUCUGUGCUACAGAGAUGAAGAAGUAAGAGCAUACAGUCAAAUACUAAAAUCAGAAAUAAGAAAAUCCAAGUCAAAUAUGUUCUUAAGAAAAAUGGAGGGAGGGCUAGAAAAUGGCACUGUGCUUGACAGCAUCCGUCGUUUCUCUGGCUUAGAGAGAAGCAUUGUUUUUGGUAUUAUUCCUGUUCCUAUGCCCUCCCAGGAAGCAAUUUUCAAAAACAUACUAGUCUGCGUAGCGUCCAGAGCUAAUUUACAGCUACAUUUGCUAUUUGAUCACUGGGUUUAAAAAACCAUCUAGGAUCCCAAGAAGGCCCUUGGAGAGGACAAUGGUUAUACUUUCUGAAGUCUUUCGGCUCCGCGUAAAGUGUAAGGCUUUUCUUUGCAGGCCUUUGCAAUAGCCCACAAAUGCAAACUUAGCUUACCUUGGGAAGCCCCUCCAAUCUGUUUUAAACCAAAGUUACAAAAAGGCGUAGAAAAGAGAUACUUCAAAUGACAGUAGAAUUGCAUCACUCACUGGAGGCUACUUUCAAGGAGUUGCAAAGCCCUAGUCUCAGCCUUUGACUGCACAGGAGUCACAUUGGUAAGUGAAAACCAGUAUGCCAGGACAGGAAAUUAGAAUUCUUUCUGGCUUUUAACAGCUCAUUCCCAUACCCAUAGUAAGCCACCCAAAUAGCUUAGGCAUCCAAUGUUGGAAGUCAUCUUUUUAAAAAAUAGCUUCCCUUCAAGAUACUCAGAAAAGAAAAAGGGGGGGGGGAGAAAAGCUGCUGUCCAAGUUUCAGCUAAGAAAUACAAAUAAAUGGCUUUUACAAAAAUAGCUUGCCACUCUGAACUCCAGAGGUAGUCAGUACAAAUUAGAAAACCCUCAACUGCAAAGAAGAGAAUUAGUGGACAAGGGAAACUUUGCAUAAAUGACUUUAGAAAGCAAUGGCAUUUUCGUCUUAGUUUCAGACAUACUGGCUAGGUAAAAGUACCUGUAAAGAGUUAGGUGCAUAUACUUUUGAAAGAGCCAAAAUUCUUAAAACUGAGCAUCCAAAAUUGUAGGCCAAGUGAAAACAACCCAACAUGGACACUUAGUCUUUAUAUUGUUUUCCUUGCAAUGUAAUAGCUAGAGUGGAUGGAUACUGAUCUGCAUGUGGGGAAUCACUGACAUUCUGGUGAUCCCCGUUAAAACUGUUUUAAUGCACUUGAUUUUUAGAUCAUUGUUGUGUAAAAUUAUAAUUACUAUAUGCUGAUUCCUCCCCUGCCCCGGGAUUAAAAAAAAGGGCCCAUGAUUCUGUAUUGUAUGUAGCAUGUAUAAAGAAUCUAUGCUUGGAUGUAAACAUUUACACAGUAAAUGCCAAUGUGAAAAACUCAUGGA